AAGACCUUCGAAACUUAUCUCUCUCUGGUCAUGUUGGAUUUGACAGUCUUCCUGACCAGUUGGUCAACAAGUCCACAUCCCAAGGCUUCUGCUUUAACAUCCUCUGUGUUGGUGAGACGGGCAUUGGUAAGUCAACAUUAAUGGAUACUUUAUUCAACACCAAGUUUGAAAGUGACCCAGCCACUCACAAUGAGCCGGGAGUCCGGUUAAAAGCCAGGAGUUACGAGCUUCAGGAGAGCAACGUACGUCUGAAACUGACCAUUGUUGAUACUGUAGGAUUUGGAGACCAGAUAAACAAAGAUGACAGCUAUAAACCAAUAGUAGAAUAUAUCGAUGCACAAUUUGAAGCUUACCUGCAAGAGGAAUUGAAGAUCAAGCGUUCCCUGUUCAAUUACCAUGACACCCGAAUUCACGCUUGCCUUUACUUCAUCGCCCCCACUGGACAUUCGCUGAAGUCCCUCGACCUCGUCACCAUGAAGAAACUGGACAGCAAGGUGAACAUCAUCCCCAUCAUAGCAAAAGCAGAUACCAUUGCCAAAAAUGAGCUGCACAAAUUCAAGAGUAAAAUCAUGAGUGAACUUGUCAGUAAUGGCGUUCAGAUAUACCAGUUCCCUACAGAUGAAGAGACGGUGGCGGAGAUUAACGCGACAAUGAGUGUCCAUCUUCCAUUUGCUGUGGUUGGAAGUACUGAAGAAGUGAAGAUUGGAAAUAAGAUGGCAAAGGCCAGGCAGUACCCUUGGGGUGUGGUGCAAGUUGAGAAUGAAAACCACUGUGACUUUGUAAAGCUCCGGGAGAUGCUGAUCCGAGUAAACAUGGAGGAUUUGAGAGAACAAACUCAUACCCGCCAUUAUGAACUGUACCGACGUUGUAAGCUGGAAGAAAUGGGAUUCAAAGACACAGAUCCUGAUAGCAAACCCUUCAGCCUUCAGGAGACGUAUGAAGCAAAGAGAAACGAGUUCUUGGGAGAACUUCAGAAGAAAGAGGAAGAAAUGAGACAAAUGUUUGUCAUGAGGGUGAAAGAAAAAGAAGCUGAACUUAAAGAGGCGGAAAAAGAUCUUCAUGAAAAGUUUGACCUCCUCAAGCGGACGCACCAGGAAGAGAAGAAGAAAGUGGAAGACAAGAAGAAGGAGCUCGAUGAAGAGGUCAGCAACUUCCAGAAGAAGAAGGCGGCCGCUCAGCUCUUACAGUCACAGGCUCAGCAGGCUGGGGCCCAACAAACCAAGAAAGACAAAGACAAGAAAAAUACAAGCUUCACAUAAAGCCUGGCAAGCCAAGGAUGUUCCCGCAUUCACCUGCUUUUGCAGUAACGUGUCCCUGCCAUCUGUGUUCUGUUUUUUUGUUUUACCCGCCCUCGCCCCCUUCCCCCUUUUCCCCAAGCACCAAUAACUCUUUUAACUCAUUUCACUGGAGGUGGGUGGUGGGAGAAGGUAGAAAAGGGAAAUGAUGGUAACUGCUAUGUUCACCUGGGUUUCGUCUCUGGAAAGUAAAUGGUUUGCCUUUUAUGUCAAUUCAGAACAGUCACAGUUGAGCACGCCUGUUACUUGUAUGUUGCUUUGGAAUGAAUGGGGAAGUAGUGUACAUUAAGUGCCAUCGUGUUUGACGUGGAAACUGUUCUCACCACCUCACCAGCUGAACUAAAACCCGAAUGACCAUGACUUGUACCCAUGACUGCCCGAUGCCCACGUCCACUCUGCCUCUUCUCUUUCCACACCCUCCUCCCAAGUCCGGUAGCUUUUUGCUGAGACAACACGAUGGGUAAACAAAGCAUGAUUUGGAUUGCAUUUUUCAGUUUAGUACAGGUUGCUUGUCAGCCUCCCUAGAGCGUCAGACUGCCUCAUUUCACUGUUUUAAAAACGAAGCUGGAUUCAUGAUUCUCAAAUGUUGGAAAAGUUCAGGGAGGAUUAUUCCAAGGGCUUUGAGCAUAUAACUCUCCAUCACCAGCAUACCCUAGUUUUUUGGGGAAAUUACAAAUAGCUGUUCAUAUGCCAUCUUUCAGUGAAAGAAUACACAAGAUCAAAAAAUUUUUCCCAUCCUUUCAGCUUAAGAUAACAAAUCUCAUCUCCAGUAUUUGAAUUUGUUCUCCAUGGGAAAAUCAACAUUAUCUCCUAGUGGCACAAUAACUUCUUGUGCUAUUGGAUCUAUCCAGAAGACUUCCAAAAAACACUAUUUUCAGCAGCCACUUCAGUAUCAUCCCAGAUAAAACAGUCUAGGAUUAACUCUUCAGCCUUUGGACUUCCAUAUUUCAAGGGACCUUGGGACCUACACAUUAGAAAAAGUCAACUUGAAUCAAGAAAUGAAAACUCAGUUCCCCUCCCAACUAGCUUCUCUGCCCUAUCCCAUGUGUACCACUUGGCUGUCAAAAGACAAAGAGAGUAGAUGCUUCUUGGAACCCAGCAGGCUUCCGGGAAUUCCCCUUGCCUUCUCUAUCACUGCAGUCACUCACAUAAAUCUUUUCUAUCUCUUAAGACCAUGGAUGUGGUGCCAAGGGUGCCAAGCAGGGGAAUCAGAGAGAAUGUAAAUAAGCCAGUAGCCUUCCAGAGUUUUUAAAUAUAUUCAUAGUCUUCUGUCCUAAUUGAUAUAAAAAACAAAUUUAACUACUUAAGCUGGGUACUGUACUUUUAGACAUCCCUCCCAUCCCCCUGCCACCUCUGGAAACAACAUGAAAUAGCUUCCUGAGUUGGCCCUCCUAACUUUCUGGUGCUGGGACAUGCCAGCUUUCCCUUUGCUCCUAGCUAAGUACUCUCCUGUUUCUCACUUUUUACAUGUAACACAUUUCUCUUUGGAAUUCAGAUCUUCCAGCUCUUCUUGCCUUUCUCCUAGUGCCUUGCCAAGGUAGAAUGGCUAGUGCUUUGGUUUUUUUUUUGUUUAAACUGCCUCUCCAGGCUGUUGAAGCAGAGGACUUUUGUUUAGCCUCCCUUCUCUUUCCUACCCUGAACCAACCGUUUUUUAUAAAACUUCUUAGGGCAGGGAGAAUUUCCAGGAACUGAUUUGGGGCCAUAGAGGGAAAGCUCUCGGGGGAAACCCUUUCGAAGCUCAAAAAUACACUAAGAAUGUGAGCUUCAAAUCUAGGAGAAGCAGCAGUAUGGACCUAAGACAGGUUUAACCCAAUCUCCAUGGGGUGCUCCUGCAGUUCUCAUAUGAACUCUAAGCCAUUGGAGCAGCUGAAUUCUAGGAAUUUUUCUCGGCAUGAUGAAACCAGUUUCCUAACCGUGGGCUGCAUUUUCUCAUGCACUAUACUAAAAGUCAGAAACUCAACCGCUUGUGUGACGUGCUUGCACCAGCUGCUUUGUGUGUCUUUUUUGUGCCUCACUAUAGGAAUUAAAAUUGUUUCCUUGUAUCACUAAAGCCUUUUUAAGGUAGCUUAGCCGUGAAAAGGCAUCCAAUCAGCCAUUUUGACUUUUUGGCCCAAAGCUGUGACUGGAUUCCAUUAAUAAUCUCAUUAGUUUUUUGGGGUUUCGGGGUUUUGUUUUUUUUUUUAAGAUAUUUUAAUGUGGCCACUAACUUGAUUUUUACUGCUAUCCCUCCCCUGGCCCUCUUGAGCUUGUCACUGCUGCUCGUCUUUUCUUUCUGUAUUUAUGCCUUUUUUCACAGUAGUCCUUGGCUCUGCACGGAAUAAAUGAUACCCUCAAAUCUAAUUGGAUGUACUUUCACCUCUGCAUGUAAGUAUGGGAACAAGAAGCCUCUUUGACCUCUCAGCCUUUAAAAAAAUUAAUGAGUGGGACAGAUGGGAUGGGGGUUGGGGAUCUGUUUCAUCCUGUUAACUUGAGCAGCACCAGAACGAUAGCCCUCAUCAUUAAUGCCUCAUGAACUUAGAUUCCCCCGAAGUCAACGUGGAAGUCUUCCGUGGCUUGUCACGUGGUGAGACCAUACAGGGAGCAUUAUCUGACAUCACAAAGGGCUUUAGGUGGUACAAUCAUUCCUCACUGCCAAAGAAAAGUGACCUUUCUGAAUAUAGCCUCCACUGAGCAGUAUCUUUAGCAUGAAGUAUUAGUGCCCUUUCAUGGGAUUGCUGGAGUGCUGGCAGCUGGCAGUGACCACCAUUUUGCCUCUGGAUCAAGAUUUUGCUCCCUCUAAGGCUUUGACGCCAAUGGCUUGGUAGCAAGUGAGAUACAGGGUGGAACAGCAAGUGAUGAGAGUCAUUCAACGUGUUUUUACAAUCCAGGUACAUUUGUAAAAACAGUAGAAUGUGAUGCCUGGACCAAGGGAGAUCUGGAACUAGAAUUAGGUUAGGGGUACAAGUUACCUGUUUUUCUUCUUUCCCUGCUUUGUAACCUCACAAGCUGAUGACAUUUGCUUAACCUCAUCACCUUCAACCCCCAUCAACAAGAGGUUUGGUUCCUUCACGUCCUCUCCUUCCGUCUCCACCCCCACAAAAUGUUUUAUAGACUGUUCAGUCAGGUUUUUCUACUGUUACUUACUCAAGCCCACUUGUCUCUGUGUGGUCCUACCAAUCCUGUCCAUUCAAGUCACUUUGCCCUGCCAUUCUUCAUCAUCUGAAAUAGUUAACGUUUCCUAAUCCAAGAAUCAUGGUUCCAUUGGCAGGCCACCUGUGAGAUGAUCUGUCCAACUAGUGGGAUUGGCAUCUCCAAAGCCUAGCGUAUGAGAUAAUAUGAAGGGAAUUUUUUUUUAAAAUGAACUGAAAAUAAAGCUGUGAAGAGCAGUAGAACUGUUUCCUAAUUUUUAAAACUAUGCUGAUAUGCCUUAAACUGUAGCAGUAGACUCUUGCCACUGUGCUGUUUAAAAAAAGUCAAUGUUUUCCCAAACCUUGUUUCCCAAAACUUCCAUUCAGUGUUGAUACAAUAUUGUUAGACACGUACACAGCAUGUUAAACACUUGUAAAUUUAACAAAAAAAAAACCUAAAGUUUCUGUAUUGAUGUCAAACAUUUCAUUUCUGAAGUGCUGAUCACUUUACAAUUUUGUUAGGUAGGGGGAUAGUGAAAAGGUAACCUAUGCAUACAUCUAUAGUGCCAAGACAUGAAGGGGGAAAUAUAUUUUUACCCAAACAUUGUGUUUUGUGUGCCCUCUGUGAUUUCUUUCUGUAACACUGUGUAUCAGAGUUGGAAAACAAAUUGUGGGAAUAGUCUUCUCAUCCUU
This is a messenger RNA of Vombatus ursinus (common wombat), 5095 nucleotides long. RefSeq names its product septin 11 (gene SEPTIN11). Gene Ontology annotation, molecular function: molecular adaptor activity; GTPase activity; GTP binding. The record is from RefSeq and is a predicted model, not a curated record. Gene Ontology annotation, biological process: cytoskeleton-dependent cytokinesis. Lineage: Eukaryota; Metazoa; Chordata; Mammalia; Diprotodontia; Vombatidae. Bases 141 to 1259 code for a protein of 372 amino acids. Gene Ontology annotation, cellular component: microtubule cytoskeleton; septin ring; septin complex. The transcript has 9 exons.